UGGUCUAUGUUGGUGAACAAAGGUUCAUACAAGCAUUUUGACUCAGUGGACUUACCGUAGAUGUUUAUAUUCAACUGUCAGUGUUGAGGUAUUGCUCAUAUUCACUGGAGGUUUCUCCUAAGCAGGGCACACGGCACGUCACUCGGGCAAGAUGGCGCAGAGUUUGAUGUUUUGGAAGCGAAAGGACGAGAUUUCGAUCGAGGAGGCGAUAGAGCGCCUCCGAAAUCUGCAAGAAGUUCUGUCUAACAAAACUGAUUACUUUGAAAAGAAAAUUGAUAUUGAAACGAAAACUGCAUUGGAAAGCAGAGGGAAAAAUAAGAGAGCUGCACUCCAGGCCCUGCGACGGCGUAAGCGAUAUGAGAAGCAGCUGCAACAAGUGGACGAAACGACGGCGUCACUGGAGGUGCAGUUGGAGGCGUUAACAUCGGCUACGGUGAAUGUCGACGUCGCCAAUUUCCUGAGGUUGACGUCAGAGGCGAUACAACGUACCUUCGGCAACAUGACAGCGGACAAGGUGGCGGACCUGAGGGACGAGGUGUCUGACAGGAUGGAGGAUGUAGAAGAGAUGGGCAACAUCCUGGCACAGCCUCUUGGCGGCGAGGAAUUUGAUGACGAUGAUCUUCUGGCGGAGCUAGAGGAAAUGGACCAGGAUGAUCUCAUACAAAAACUGAGCGACAUCCAGUUGCCCUCAGUGCCAACCGAGGAGCUCAAGACAAAAGGCGACAAGAAGUCCGGGAAAGCGAAAGAGGAAGAGGAGGAAGAAAGAGAAAUGAGGAAGUUUGCUGAAUGGAUGUGACGUCACUCCACAAGGAGUGACGUCACACCAUCCUCUACGAUCCAGUAGGUUUUAAUGUCCCUUCUGCUAGUAUUUAAUACUUGUAUUUGUCAAGUUGGAAUCUAUAGAUGAUAUGUACAGAAAGUAACUUAAAUACAAAAAUAGAUGUGACGUGUGGCCCAAAUCCACUUUUUACAAUCCAGUCGGUUUUAUUCUCCAUUUCCCAUACUCUACCUAUAGGAUCGAGAGAUGAAUUGCAGCAUGUAAAAAGGAUUGGAUCCGGUAGCACAACAUCAAAAGAAUGUACCCCAAAAGAGACAGAGAGAGAGAGAGAGAG
Messenger RNA from Haliotis rubra (blacklip abalone), 1112 nucleotides. RefSeq names its product charged multivesicular body protein 4b-like. NCBI's taxonomy places the organism in Eukaryota, Metazoa, Mollusca, Gastropoda, Lepetellida, Haliotidae. The record is from RefSeq and is a predicted model, not a curated record. The transcript is spliced from 6 exons. The coding region runs from base 152 to 796 and encodes 214 amino acids. Gene Ontology annotation, biological process: late endosome to vacuole transport via multivesicular body sorting pathway; vesicle budding from membrane. Gene Ontology annotation, cellular component: cytoplasmic side of plasma membrane; ESCRT III complex; multivesicular body.